GGUGCUGCUGUUGGCGUUACUGCGUCGCAAUGUCAGUGACAACAACAUAACCUAAUGCUUUGACAAUGUCAGUGUUUGGAGCCCUAGGUCGUAAUCUGCCGUAUUUGCGGCAGCAGUUCGGUGCCUUGUUGGGCAACACGAGCACGUCGGUGAAAUUCAUCUGCGCCGUGGUGCUGUUCAGUUACGGGCUGUCGUAUUCGGAGGCGGCCGUGCGAGUGAUAUCAGUGACACCAGGCUAUUUGAUGCCCCCGUCCUUCUGGCUAUGGACAGCAUUCACGUUCUGUUUCUUAGAAAUCCACUUCUGGGAAGUGCUUGUGGACAUUGUGACCGUGGGGCUGUGCGGGAAGCUGAUCGAGCCCCUAUGGGGCCAGAUGGAGAUGUUGACUUUUUUCGCGGUGGUUAACUUCGGAGUGGCUGUUAUCACGACGUUCUACUACUUCAUACUGUACGCGUGCACGUUCAACACCGACGUUUUGUUCUCGGUGCACAUCCACGGCCUGGCGGGAUACAUAGCCGGGGUCUCGGUGGCCGUCAAGCAGAUAAUGCCCGACCUGGUCAUCGUCAAAACCCCUCUGGGGAAGCUGAGCAACCGCAAUGUGCCCCUGAGUGUGUUUUUCCUCUCGUUGAUUAUGUGGGUCUUGGGGCUGGUGGAUGGCACCUAUCCUGCCAUGUUUUUAAGCGGGCUGCUGGUCAGCUGGGUCUAUUUGAGGUUCUACCAGAAGCACACCAACGGCUCGCGGGGCGACAUGGCCGAUUAUUUCACUUUUGCCAGUUUUUUCCCCAAUGUCAUUCAGCCGCCGAUUUCCGUGGCCAGCAACAGUAUUCACAGCGUCCUGGUUAAGAUCGGAUUGUGCAAAAAAGUGGUGAGGCGCUUCGACAUGUCCAACCCCACGGGGGUGACUGUCUCAGUGCCGGGGGCCGACCACCACGAUAUGGAGCGAAGGCGACAAAUCGCGUUGAAGGCGCUCAGCGAACGAUUAUCAAAAUCGCACGGGGACAAGCAGCCCCUUUUACCUAAGACUAAUCCCAAAGUUCUGAUGCCCCCCAAUUUUAUGCACGGCCCGUCGACUAGUGCAGCCCCGCAAGUGCUGAAUAACGAACAGACUGUUAUUAACGUCAGUGAACAACCAACAGCUACACCCAAAACCCAGACAUAACCGUUUUAAAGCAGUUUUAGGUGAAAUAAUUUAUACAUAGAGUAUAUUAAUUGUUGCUUUAUUUUGUAAGAUAUGUCAGACUUUAUUAUUAACAAAUUGAUUAGUUUGUGAUAUGAA
Messenger RNA from Tribolium castaneum (red flour beetle), 1274 nucleotides. RefSeq lists its product as uncharacterized. Lineage: Eukaryota; Metazoa; Arthropoda; Insecta; Coleoptera; Tenebrionidae. The transcript has 3 exons. Gene Ontology annotation, cellular component: membrane; Golgi apparatus. Gene Ontology annotation, biological process: retrograde vesicle-mediated transport, Golgi to endoplasmic reticulum. The coding region runs from base 66 to 1157 and encodes 363 amino acids. The record is from RefSeq and is a predicted model, not a curated record.